Stylophora pistillata is the source of this 5068-nucleotide messenger RNA. RefSeq names its product ubiquitin-protein ligase E3B. Lineage: Eukaryota; Metazoa; Cnidaria; Anthozoa; Scleractinia; Pocilloporidae. Gene Ontology annotation, molecular function: ubiquitin protein ligase activity. The record is from RefSeq and is a predicted model, not a curated record. Gene Ontology annotation, biological process: protein polyubiquitination; ubiquitin-dependent protein catabolic process.
AUGGCAUCCCUGAUACAGAAGGAAUGGGAGGAAUUUGACGAGUUUAUUGAGGAGAGUGGAACUAAGAAACCUUCAGACCCCAAUAUUGAAAUGAGGAUAUUUUUUGUGUUUUACAUUUUUCAAAUCAAUUUGACCUAUUUUCUGUGGUAUGUGUCAGUUGUCCUUUCACCUGAUUUUGUUCUACUCUGGCUGCAUCAACUCAAACAAUUGUUACUGAUUUGCUGUAAACUGCUCCGCAAGAACAAGCCUAAUGUUUCUACAGAGGCAAAAAAGAUCAGCAUCUAUUUGAAUAUGCUAAUUGUUUUUACUGAUUGUGGAAACUGGAGAAUUUUAAGCAUGAAAGGAGGGGAGGCUCUUAGACCAAGCUUACAGCAACUUUGUGCAAAUGUUCAGGGGUAUUUGAACAAUAAAGGACUGUAUCCAUCAUUGAAGGACCUCUUGAUGACUGGACUGGCUUGCAGCGAACCCUCUCUAAAGUCUGCAUCAUUUAAAGCAGUCAUUACAAUGGCUCUUAGGCCCUUGGUUCUCAGCAACUUUUCAGACAAUCUCAGCAGCCUGUUUAUACUCAAUAUCCUCUCUGUUCCUGGGCUUAUCCUACAUCUUUCAUCAACAGCACCAGAUGGUUUAAAACCAUUGAAGAUUCAUGGCAUCUAUAAAAAAGCUAUAUCAUUCCUCCAGCAAGAACAGAGCAUUAGAAUUGUCUUAAAUGCAUUAGAAUGUAGCUACUCUCUCUGUCUUUUGGCUAAUUUAGUGGAACUUUUUCAUAUUGAAAUAGAGGUUUUGAAAGAAGACUUAAUUAGUUUUGUGGAAGUAAUUACAAAGAUCCUUAACUAUUGCCAAUCAUAUGUUGCUAAGAAGCAGUCCAAUCUAACAAACUGGCAUCCCAUAUUAGGUUGGUUCAAGCAAUCUACAGAUGAGCGGCUGAACAUUUCAAUUCCUCAUAUAAGAAAGCAGCUUCAGUCCCUGUGGAGACAGAAAGUUGUAAAUCUGUUAUUUGAGGAUCUUUUAGUCAUCGGUGAAGGUGAAAGCAGUGAAGGAAAGAGCAAGGAUGACAAAGGUAUUUGGAAACCAUGGUCUCGUAUCGGCAGAGGUCGCUCUAGAUCUGCUCAGUCUAGUUUAUCCAGUCCACAGGUUGAAGUGAUUCUGAAAUCUUGUGUCAUGUAUCAAAGUGUACUGUGUACUUUCUCUCAGAUCAAGCUGGAUAUUUUAACAGGGUUGAGUUACCAAGAGGGAUUUGUAGUCCAUCUUUGGAAGUUUUUUGAUUCUUUUUGCCAAAAUGACAGCGUGGAAUCUCACUUGUGGAGUCUUGAAAAGACAGGCCUGUUUAACAGCUGUGAUCUUCAGGCCGCUUUUGUGCUUUUCUGUGACUGUUGCAGUCACUUGUUGCCCAUUGUUGAUGACUCCGAAAUGUACGAGAUACAAAAACCGUUCCGUUUAGACGAGCUGAACAGAAUAUCUGCCUUCCUAAAUAACUUGGUCUUCAAAAUGUUGUGGAACGAGAUGGUGGAGGAAUCAAGGAUGCAGAUGUUAAACUCAGCCCAUACGUUGCUGAUGAUACUGUAUGACAGAGAUUGCAGACGUCCUUUCACCUCUCAAGAUCAGUGGCUUGUUAGGUGCAUUAAGACGAGUAUAUUUGUAUCAGAACUUGAAAAGCGGAAGGAAGGCGCCCUGAUGGUGAUUCAGAAAAUACCACAUGUUCUACCUCACAGACAAAGGGUACAACUGUUUAGGAAGUUGGUCACCCAAGACAAAGAGGAGCUUGGUAUCACUCGUCCAUCGAAUGACUUUUUUCCUCAAGGGACGCUGAUUACAGUUCACCGAGCGAGAUUGUUGGAGGAUGGCUAUGAACAGCUGGCCUUACUCCCAACUCGGUCAUUCAAAGGAAUCAUCCGUGUCAGGUUUAUUAACGAGCAGGGUCUCUCCGAGGCUGGUAUCGACCAAGAUGGCGUGUUUAAAGAGUUCCUGGAGGAGGUGGUAAAGAAAGGAUUUGAUCCAUCACUUGGUUUAUUUAAGAUGACAAGCGGCGAGGAAGAGCGAUUAUUUCCGUCGAGCACGUCUUUUAUUCACAACAACCAUUUAAAAUUGUUUGAGUUCUUGGGUAAAGUGCUGGGCAAAGCUCUAUACGAAGGUAUGGUCGUCGAAGUACCAUUUGCAUCGUUUUUCCUCAACCACAUUCUUAGUCGACAGCACAGCAGUUUGUACAGUUCAAUAGACGAACUUCCUUCCCUUGAUCAGUCACUAUACAAAAGUUUAUGCUUCAUCAAGCAUUAUGAUGGCGACGUUCGAGAUCUCGAACUGUCAUUUUCCUUCAACGAAGAUGUUCUUGGCAAGGUGGUCACUCAUCAGCUCAUGCCAGGCGGAAAUGUUAUGCAAGUCACAAAUGAUAAUAAGAUAAGUUAUGUUCACUUGAUGGCGCACUAUCGCAUGUGUGUUCAAAUCCGGGAACAAACACUUGCCUUCAUACGGGGGUUUAAGUCUAUCGUGCGACAUGAUUGGUUGCAGAUGUUUUCCGGUCCUGAACUCCAGAGACUCAUUUCCGGUGACAAUGCUGCCAUGGAUCUGAGUGACUUGAGACGUCACACAAGAUAUUACGGUGGUUAUCAUAACAAUCACAGAGUAGUCAAUUGGUUGUGGGAUGUACUGGAAAAAGACUUUUCCGAGGACGAAAAAUCUAGAUUUCUUAAGUUCGUUACGAGUUGCUCGAAACCUCCGUUGUUGGGAUUUGCUCAUCUUGAGCCUCCGUUUUCUGUUCGAUGCGUGGAGUGUAAUGAUGACGAGGAUGAAGGUGACACUGUAGGCAGUGUGUUUCGCGGGUUUUUCAGCGUUGGUCGGCGGCACGAUCCAGUUGGUAGACUGCCCACCUCAUCCACUUGUUUUAAUUUGCUCAAACUUCCUAACUAUAGGAAGAAAAGCACACUCAAAGAAAAACUCCGUUAUGCAAUCAAGGCCAACGCAGGAUUUGAACUUUCAUAAUCCAUGACAGCAAAAGAGGAAUAGCCACUUCGUUUCUUGCCCAAAAGGAUCCAUUCUCAAAGAUCUAUCUCCUUGUAAAGCUACCACUAACUUAAAGGAACCUUUAAAAUAUUGCUACAGUUGGUAAAAACGAAAACCCAGUGAGAUAAUUAUCCACAACAGUAAGCAAAAUUUGAGCUAAGUGGCGGCAAGACAGAAUGAGGAUAAGGAUGAAAAGGUCGCAUUGCAAAGGAAGGACUCGAAAGACGUAUGUUAAAUUGUCCUAGUUAGCUGGACCGGCACUCCAUUUAGCCGCUUUGCCUUUUCGACCAAAGUCUUCGAUCCCUGUUCCCGACGAAAGUAUCACAACUCAAAAAAGGAAUCUGCUUGAGGACUCACCGCACAUAAAGUAGAACUGAGGUCGAUUGUCGAGCACGAUCAAGAUGAUCUGCCGUGAAUGUGCUACAAUCUCUUCUUUAUAUGAAGGGUUCGUACCAUCUCACAGAAACAAUUUUCCAGGACUUCCCAAGACUCAGAUCGAUUUUUCCAGGACACCCAAAAAUUCUCAUCAUCCCUUUAAUUCUCAUGAGUGACCAACCCACUCCCACAGAAUCAAGAUGGCAAGUGAUCAGAUUUAAAGGAAUAUUUAUAUGUGAAUUAUCGACUAGUUUGAUCAGAUGCUGAAUUCCAGUUUUCCAGGACUUUUGCAUUUGAAAUCGGUCUUUGCUUAGUUGUCAGUGUGACGUUUAUUUUCUACGUCAAAGAAAGUAAAAAAUGAUAAAUCGCCAUACCAAGAGCACUUUUUGUCGACCUAUUACUUCCACACUGAAUCGUUGCCGUCGUGGUCUCCUCGGAUAAGUCCGCCAAGUUCGUCCCAGGUAAACCUGCUUAUUUAGCCUGCGUAGCGGCCCUAGAGGGAGGGGGAAGUGGGUGGGGAGCCCAGCGGAGAGAGGCUUGGGGAGAGGAAAGGAAGGGCCUGCCAGGGACCCCAUGGAUUCUUCGAAACUCUCACCGAUUAAUUAUGCGUAUCGUGUUUCGAAUGUCAAUCAACAACUGUCAAAACUAAUCACGAAGCGCCAUUUAAAGACGUAAGCCAGUGAAGCAUGGAAAAUACUACAAAUAGCAGAGCACUGACCCAUGCAAACUGUCAAAACACUGCCGCACGUGAAUGAAAAUGUCGGACGACAAGGAAAAUUUCAAAGAAAAACCUAAGAGGGGUAGAAAGCCUAAUAUAGAUGUUGUAGAGUAUUUUGAAGGAUUGCUAUUUUGAGUAUUUUUAGGUUUACCUUUUGUUUUGUUAAGUCUCGCUUUAUGUGUUGACGUGUUGUUUUUGUAGUUCUUUUGCCAUGACCUUAUGUUUCUGGUAUGUACUUAAACUAUUGUUAGUCCACAGACUUUUCUUGUUACCUUGUUAGACUUAAUAAUUGCUUGUUAUGGUUUGAAAUGGCUAGUUUCAUAGGUGGUCAUGUUUGGGUUGUUAAAACUGACCUUGAGUUUUACCCACACUGAAGAUCCUGUUUCUGCGCGUGAUUUUCGUGCGCAGCUCGAUGAUUGGCGUUUAAUUGGUACCUUGGUGCUCACCAAGUGCUUCGGAGCGAGCCACCCAAUUUCCCCCUUUGCAAAACAACGAAUGCACAAUGGAAACUCCCACAGUCAGCUAACCCAAACAUGUCUGUGAUUUUUGCAUUUAAUGCGUGACCACUCCUUGCUAAAAGUAGAAGAAAAAUAGCAGAAGGAAAGCUAGCAGCAGCAGUAGGAGAAGAAGAUACCCGAAACGUUGUAGUAGGAAAGAAUAAAAAGAGAGAAGAGUCCAGAGUCUCAGUACUUCUCGUUAAAAGGCCAAGGUAAAAAUCCCCCAACAAAUUUGGUGGAGGACCCGUUAUCUACAAGUUGGGGAGGACGCUUUUGGAAUUCCUACAAUUGUGAGUGGAACUUCGCUUCUAUCAGCAUGCUUUUCCGUUGCAAGCUAAUUUUACUUUCUAAAUAUGAGUGAUAGCCGAGUUCUUUAUAACGAUCUAGUCAGCGUAGAAUGUAACAGUUUAUUUAGUGUAUAGGUCAGUUAGCUUCUGAUUUGAUUAUCGCUGUUAAGGAUCAAUUUCAAGGUUUGGAUUUUCAA